This is a messenger RNA of Cavenderia fasciculata, 882 nucleotides long. RefSeq names its product short-chain oxidoreductase. The record is from RefSeq and is a predicted model, not a curated record. The transcript is spliced from 3 exons. Gene Ontology annotation, molecular function: oxidoreductase activity. Bases 1 to 882 code for a protein of 293 amino acids. Lineage: Eukaryota; Evosea; Eumycetozoa; Acytosteliales; Cavenderiaceae.
AUGUCAACUGCUGCUGCUACUGCUGAUGCUGCCAAACAACCAUUGGUGUUUUACGUUACUGGGGCCUCAAAGGGUAUCGGAAAGGUAUUGGUACAAAAGAUCAUUGCACAAGGUGACAAGGUCGCAGCUACUUCAAGAGACAAGAAGCAAUUGACCGAUAUAUUUGGCCAAGACUCUGAACAAUUCCUAUCACUUGCCGUUGAAUUGGCAACUGAAGAAUCUGUAAAACAAUCGAUUCAAGAUACUGUCAAGCAUUUCGGAACUAUCGAUGUCAUCAUUAAUAAUGCUGGAUAUGCUGCCACUGGUGUGAUUGAAACCAUUGCAGAUCGUCAUAUCAGAGAUAACUUUGAUAUCAAUGUAUUUGGUGUAUUCAAUGUACUCCGUUAUGGUGUACCAAUCCUCCGUAACAAAAAGUCUGGUCUAAUCAUUAAUAUCUCUUCUGUCGGUGGUACUAUUGGUUUCCAAGGUUUUGGUGCAUAUUGUGCCACUAAAUUUGCAGUGAAUGGAUUAACAGAAACACUUGCAGCUGAACUUAAAUCAUCCAAUGUCAAGGUUACAUCGGUUGAACCAGGUUACUUCCGUACUGAUUUCAUUGGCAAUGCCAAGGAGAACCCAGAGGAGGCUGGUGCACCAAUCGAAGAAUACAAACCCAUCUAUGACUUUAUCCAUCACCACAAUGUUGGCAUUCACGGAAAGCAAAGAGGUGACCCAAGCAAAUUGGCUGAUAUUCUUGUUGGUCUUGCUCGUCACCAAGGUGAUCUCCCAACCCAUCUCUAUGUUGGUGCCGAUAGUAAUGAAUAUGCUCUUGCCAAAUUAAAGCAACAAGUUGCUGAUUUAGAAAAAUGGCAGUCAAUCACUUCAAAGACUGAUUUUGAUGAAUAA